Messenger RNA from Mycetomoellerius zeteki, 1507 nucleotides. RefSeq names its product flotillin-2. Gene Ontology annotation, molecular function: protease binding. The record is from RefSeq and is a predicted model, not a curated record. The coding region runs from base 177 to 1019 and encodes 280 amino acids. The transcript is spliced from 7 exons. Gene Ontology annotation, cellular component: flotillin complex; plasma membrane; cytoplasmic vesicle. Gene Ontology annotation, biological process: protein localization to plasma membrane; regulation of myoblast differentiation. NCBI's taxonomy places the organism in Eukaryota, Metazoa, Arthropoda, Insecta, Hymenoptera, Formicidae.
CGAAUUGUUGCACACUGCCAGUGAACAGUUUCUUGGAAAGAGGGUUCACGAGACUGUCCACCUUAGAGGGUCACCUUCGAGCUAUAUUAGGAACACUUUCUGUGGAAGAAGUCUACAAGGAUCGAGAUCAAUUUGCGGCUCUUGUACGAGAAGUUGCUGCGCCAGAUGUCGGUCGCAUGGGUAUCGAGAUUCUUUCGUUCACAAUAAAGGAUGUUUACGACGAGGUUCAAUAUUUAACAUCGCUCGGCAAAGCCCAAACAGCGGCUGUUAAAAGAGACGCUGAUGUAGGCGUCGCUGAAGCAAAUCGAGAUGCCGGUAUUAGGGAAGCGGAAUGCGAAAAGUCGGCGAUGGAUAUAAAAUAUAAUACCGACACGAAGAUAGAGGACAACGCGAGACUCUAUCAAUUGCAGAAGGCUAAUUUCGAUCAAGAAGUAAAUACAGCGAAAGCCGAGGCCCAAUUAGCUUACGAGCUUCAAGCGGCAAAGAUAAAACAGCGAAUACGAAACGAGGAAAUCCAGAUAGAAGUUGUGGAAAGGCGCAAGCAAAUCGAAGUCGAGGAACAAGAGGUCCGUCGAAAGGAACAUGAGCUACAGAGCACAGUGCGAUUACCAGCCGAAGCUGAAUUUUAUAAAAUGGGAAGAAUUGCCGAGGGAAAAAGAACUCAAACUGUAAACGUAGCAAAAGCCGAAGCUGAGAAAAUUCGAUUGAUCGGAGAGGCCGAGGCUCACGCUCUAGAAGCUGUCGGUAUAUCGGAGGCCGAACGCAUGCGAAUGAAAGCAGCGGUUUAUAAAAAAUACGGCGAUGCGGCGAUUCUUAACAUCACUCUGAAUGCCUUGCCGAAGAUCGCAGCCGAAGUCGCAGCACCGUUAGCGAGAACGGAAGAAAUUGUACUUCUUGGCGGAAGCGAUGCGACCAGUGGAGAACUUACGCGUCUUGUUGGGCAAGUACCUCCAGCUGUACAAGCGCUGACUGGGGUAGAUCUUUCCAAAGUAUUAGGAAAAAUACCAGGCGCAAAGUAAUGCCAAGCGAUGUGAAUCCAAAGACGACGACUAGGUGAAUAAAUUUGGAACAGAUUUGAAGAAGGGGCAAAAUCUAUACUGCCAAAGGUUUCUCUGCUACUCUGUCAUCUAUCGACAACACACUCUUCGCUUUUUCCUUUUUCCCGAAUUUUGCUCUACCUCAAGUCCACUCGAAGUAGCGUGGCGCAGGCACGCUUUUUUAUCCCUUAUCCCUCGCGCGAAUAAAUCCAGUCUACUUGCUCGCGUCGUACUCGCACGUUCCUUAUUUUAAACACGAUACCAUACGUGUGCAUCGAUAAUGUUAUAUUUGGUUAGUGUGAUACCGAUGUCAUCGUGACUUGAGGGACGGGCGAUUAACACAAUCUUGAAUUACAAAUUGGUUACACGAAAAUUACAUUCAUACACAACACAAAAACGCGACAAUCCUCCCAAAGUUCUAAUAUAUUUUAUUGUUCCAAUUAUAAAUAUUGAUCGUUUUCGAUAUUUGU